AUAUGGAUUGUUACGAAGACAUGUUUAAGGAAAUCACGAGGAAACUAUACGGAGAAGAAGGGUUGCCGGACACGAACGGGGAAGGGUGUACGGGGGGAGGAAGUAGUAAUAGUGGAGGUGGGAGUGAGGGCGGAAUAGCGACAAGCAUGCGCGCAGCGGCCGCGGCCGCCGCCGUUGCAGCAGCAGGCGUAGGUGUGAUGCCAGACUAUGAAGGGGAGGGUAAUGGUGGUGGGUUCAAACCCGACGAUGGGCAUCAUUCACAUGGUGGUGCUUUAACGGCUUUCGGACUGGCGGCAUUAAUGCAGAACGGUUUCCCCCCGCCUCCGGGGAUGUUGAGUGCACAUCAUUUUCAAGAGGCAAAGUACAGAGGCGGGUCUGCGGGAGUUGGCGGGGGUGGACAUCACCAUCAACAUAACACCACCACCGCUGGCAACAGUAAUACGGUGGCCACGGCAGAGGACAAGUGGGUUCCCAGCGAAGAAGUGCUUCAGUGGACCAGCUCCAAGAUUGCUAGCUACAACCCGGCCCAGAAACUGUUUCGCUGCUCCGAAUGUGAAUGUGUGGGUUUCCUAUCCCGCGUGGCUGAGCACUGGCUUGGAACCCACGCCAACCUGCGGGUGUUUCAGUGUCCUCAGUGCCCGUAUUCGAGUGCCUGGGCGCGCUGCGUGAGAAUGCACCUCACUCGCCAGCACAACGUCACGGAGGCACCCGGGGACGGCGUGGCUACCUUGUAUAAAGAAAACCCCGUCCUAGAAGAAGUUACAAAAUAUUUACAGAGGCUGAAGACAAAAGUGGAGACGGCACCUCUGCCAGCCAAUAGCAGUAGUGGGGGAAACAACCAGAAACAUCAGCAAGAUUUCCAUCAUCAGCCUCCGAGUGGUGGUAGGACCAACACCUCGACCGACAAUCAGAGUACAAAGCGUUACUGCUGCACGUACUGCCCGUACGCCACCGAUCGGCGUGACCUCUUCACGCGCCACGAGAACAUCCACCGCGAGGAGAAACCUUUCCAGUGUUAUGUGUGCCAGAAACAGUUCAACCGCGCAGACCACGUCAAGAAACACUUCCUACGCAUGCACCGAGAUUACCCAUACGAUCUCAACCGCAUACGACGCCAACCACCUAAGAACGCCAGCGGCAUGUCUUACUAUCACAAAUAUAAUAACAACUCGACUACACCCGGGACCAACAACACGCAUCGUCAGCAAGACAACCAAAACAACCACCAAGCAAUAAUGACACCGCCGAUCCACCAAGUUCACCACCACCAUAAUCUCAACAUCCCCGGAGGAUUCUCCUCGAUUGGCCUGAGAACUGGUACGAAUCCUCCACCGAUCAGUAAACUCAAAACACAGCCACCUCCCCCACAGCCACAGCAGCACAAUCACAACGGCUGCAACGCCAAGUCUCACGGAAGCAAGACGAAGAAGAAGGGUGAAAAGCGUUAUUCGUGCUGUUAUUGUGCGUGGUCUGGUGUUGAUAACUGGUGCCUGAAGCGUCACCUCAAUACGCAUCUGAAACCAUUCGUAUGUGUUCUGUGCGACUACAAGGCGGCUCGCUCUGAACGACUCGCAACCCACGUACUCAAAGUGCACAACAAAAGGGCAUGUGGCCGGUGUUCCUUCCUAGCAGAUGACCAAGCUCAGCUCAGCGUUCAUCUCCAAGAGCACCAUCCGUUGGAACAUAGAAACAAUCGUUCUUCCAACAACGUCCUUCGAAAUGUUGGCUUCACAAGCCAUCCACCACCAAUGCCUGGCUCCUUUGGGAACCAGAAUGUUGGCUCCACCAACAAUGGCCACAGCCUGGUAAAACGCGAGCAUUUCGAGCUGGAGGCAGUCACAGCUAGUGCUGUGCUGCAACAACAUGGUCGUCUGGUGCCUCCUCCUAUUCUACAUGGCCACCAGAUCUCUGGAGAUGAGCAGUACAUGCGGGCAGCGAAGCAACACUAUGGUGCUGCACGGCUCUUCCACUACAUGGAGGCCUCGGACACAUCUGAUCCUGAGGAGAAUGGGACCGACUACCCAGAGGAGGAAGAAGAGGAGCCACCUCCAUUCAUCUGCCGUGAGUGUGGCUGUGAAUUUGUGGACGAUACCUCGCUCGAGACACACAACUACACACAUCACCAUACCAAACGCCUAUUACCUGCGGUGGAGACUACCAGCAGUAGCAAUAAGCCCCUGCCGUACCAGUGUAGUGUCUGCGGGUGCAGCUUGGCAUCGCAAAUGGCCAUAAUGGAACAUAUGCGUACCCACACGGGACUUCUGGUCCACUGCCGUGCAGAAAGCUGUGACUUCUCAACGCCUCUAGGCGCUGAUGCCCUGCGACAACACGUCGCGACGCUGCACCGGGACGAAGGUGGCUGCUGUAUAGCUCGAUGUCCCCACUGUGGGUUGGCGUUCGGUAAGGGAGAUGCGGUCGAACGCCACCAAGGGCAGCAUCAUGAUGCACUGGAUAAGUGUACCUUGUGCGACGCAAUCUUCAGGAAACAUUUUGCCAGAACGGUAAAAGACAGUGUGAAAAACAAUGUAUGCAAUAACAGGAGAUGCAGUAAUAGUGGAUUGAUUGAUUCAAAUAUGAACCAUUCUACCUUGCUUCAGAGGGCAGAAGACCACAGCAGUCGUGAUGGAACUGCGGGAUCGAAACGUUCCAGAAAACAGAGCCAACCAAGGAGAGUUGUUCCAGAUGUUCUUGAUUCGGAGGCGGAGAUCCAAGUCUUGCGCCACCCGGGGUUCCUCAGGAGCCGAUUACCAAAGAGAAAAUGUUGGACCAGUACUGCAGAAAUGUCACAACUCAGGGACAAAUAUGUCGAACUGCUUCUGGCACGGAAAGGUCUGAGGUGCAAUUGGUGUCGGCAGGAAAUGUCCACAUUUCCUUACCACACUGCAGCCAGUUUGGCAUCCCACCAGCUAUGGCGACACACCAGGACUAAGUUUCAGUGCGAACAUUGUGAGCAAUCUUAUCGACAUCGCUACCAGGUGGUGCUCCAUGCUAGCCGGGAACACAUCACCAUUAAACCAUCUUCAUCCACGAGGUCAUCACCACAGCCACAAUCGGCAUCAUCCGAACCAGUAACAGUGCCUGAACCUUCUUCAAAGGAAUCAAUACUUUCACCUGUACCUGUACCAACAGAAUCUUCAUUUUCAAGCAUCAAUGUACCUGAUUUAUUAGAAAACCCUAACACACCUGUACAUACAUCCCCCAUCAGACAACCUGAACCCUCUCGUUUGGAUGACUCAUCCAUGCUGAACACACCUCUGGCUGAACCAGUGCCUCUCAAAUCCUCCUCCUCACCAUCAUGAAACAUAUUCACACCAUAGUAGCAUUUACAGUCUUCAAACACAUUCUUUCUAUUGAUAUGUAAUCUGUGUGUAUAAUAAUGCUUUCUUGAGCAUUGUAAUGUGUGUCAUUCAUAAUAGAUAAGUAGAUUUUCCAAUAUUAAAUAUAUUUGCAACAAUCCAGAGAAUUUGCGCCCAUAUUCUAUUAGUUGACACUUUAUCAGUACUUAAUGUGUAUUUUAAAAAGAACAGCUGCAGAGAUAAGUGCACGGUGGAUUCACUUAUGUGAAACAAAAAACAGAGCCUAAGUUAUGCAAGCAAUAACUGCCUGUGGGUAAGACUUCUUUCAUUUUUAUCAUUCAACAUUCUAAUAUGAAUACGGGUUGAUAAAUUAUCAUGCCUGUGACCACUUAAAGGGUAAGAAUAUCAAGGUAGCAUCAGCAACUGUGAACAAGGAAUCUUGUGGUAUUAUCAGCUGAUGUGAUGGCAUAGUCCAGAUUUCAUCCACAGCAAAAAAAAUUGUUCAAUACAAGACAGAAAUAUAGCAAAAGCGUAAUUUAAAAUAAUUUUAUAAUAUUAUGGUUACUGAACUUUCUCCAUCUAGUAUUCUGAACAGAAAAACUGGAUGUUCCCAUCCUCCAUUAAACAGAGGUAAUAUCAAACAAUUGACUGGACUAUUGAACUGAGAAUGGUAAGACAUCCAGUUUCCAAAACACUGUGUUCUGUUCAGAAUGCUGGACAAAGCCCAGAAAUCCAGUAAUAUUAAUUGUAAUAUACAAUCAUCAGAAUCCUUCAGAACUAAUCUGAAUACAAGUUACAAAGCCAUUAAGACGCACCCAAGGAGAGGAUUGCAGACAAAAUUAUAAAAUGUGGAGUGUAAUCUUUGAGGUUGUGAACACAUGUAAUCUUGCAGAUGAUUACCAAUAUCACAAAGAAAGAUAUCACCUCCAUCUUCAGAGUAGAAGAUGAUUACUGAAAAUGGAAAUGAUAUGCCAUUCAAAAAUGUUGGUUACCUUCUACAAGACUACUUGGUAUCAGAACUCAGGUCAAAAUCUACAUUCUUACAACACUAGAAAUUUCAGGAACAAUCAGUGCAGAAAACAAUGUUAAAUUUUCCUUGCACCAUUCUAAAUCUGAAGCACAUUCAAAAAGAAAUAUUCAAUGCCUAUAUUAAAAUUUAAAAAAGUCGAGCUAAUGACUACAUCACAUGCAAUCAAUUCUUGUUAAAAUUUUAGAUUCACUUUAAUUCCCAAUUCAAGUGCAUGGUAUGUAACUACAACCGCUAAUAAUGGAAUUGCCUAGCAGUAAUGUUGAAAGGAACUACAUUCUGUAUUCCCAUUUGAAGUCUGUAAACAAUUAAUACUGUGACAGUUCUAUUCCAGUUUACUGAGAGUCUACCUCUUGAAAAACACAUACAGCACAUAACCAGUGGUCUCUUUCUGGCUCCUGCAUUGCAUUAACUGUCGGACCGAAGAACUUAUCAAGAUCUCUCAUUCAGAUUAUGCAUUGCUCUUAUUUAAUCUUGAAACUACAUUGUUUACUAUUGAAAUCUUUGAGAAGGAGCAAGGUAGAGUCUAAUUUCACAGCAGAAUUGUCUGUGUCCCAAGAAAGGUGAGUUUCCAUACUUAGAGUCCCAGGCAUUCAGAUUCUGUGUUAACACAGUGACAGUUCAAUAGGUUUCAAUUUUACUAUAAUCAAUGUAAAUGCCUUUCUACUAUAAGAUCACUUUGUACAACAAGGGAUAUUGAAAGGGAUGGUAAAUCCACUUUUUUAAUGGAGAAUUCUGUAACUGAACAGGUUUUUGUUAACUUUAAAAUGCACUUUAUAUUGAAACAUAUUGAUGAGACAAAAUUUGGUUUGUACUGGAUAUUUUUACUAUGGUUUUCCUAGAAACUCUGUUACUUAAAAUCAUGUAUAUUCAAUAGUCUUGUAAGAUACAGGGACUUCAGUGAUAAUAUAAUGGUAUUUACAUCAUAUUAACCUCUUGAACUGAAGCUCAUCUGAGUAAUAUUUAAGAACUCAGUCCAUACCUCAAAGAAAGCACAACAUUUCACACUAACAAAUAUUAACUGGUCAAUACUGUUUAAGGGAAUUGCAGCUGUAUACACCAAGAACCACACAAAACUCAUAAAUAAUAAAAUAUAGCAUUACUGAUUUGUAAAGCAGAUGGUACACAUAGUCACCAUGAGACUUUAAAGGGUUAAAGGCAUAAUACCUUCAAGUGACAUGGAUGAGUGUGUACAGUCGUUUUUUAUCAUCUCUUAAUGUAAAUCUGAAAUACAUCUGUGUCAUAUUGUUUUAGACUGUUCUUCCAUCAUGAUGGCAGUCACCAUUACUUGGUAGUAGAAUGUGAGAUGACAAAUGCCCCAUACCUAUUUUACUUAUGUAUCUGUUCACAAUAAACAGACAACACAAACAGUGGCAGAAAAAGUUUAAAAAAUUUCCAUUUAACAUUUAAUGACAAAGGGUAUUGUAUAUCAUACCAACUUUUUAGAAUCUGAUUGACUUAAGUUCCAAACUCUGCAUAUAAAUUAUUACUUAAUGGAUUCCACUUUCGUUACACAUAUUAAUAUUCAUCAUUAAUUUCUGUGCAAAGAGUGAGUCUGUAAUUUGGUGAGAUAUAGGAAUGGGGUCAGUAUUAUGUAAAUAUAACUUAAGUUUCAAAAUUUCACAUGUAAUCUUACACAAUGAUACAUUUGUUUUAAAAGAGUGAAAAACUGCUGACCUGACAGUAUGUAACUUAAAUCUUCUGCAAACUAAAAAGCUUCUCUACCAGCUAAGGUACAAAUGAUCUGUUAUGGUAAAUAAUUUAGUUGGUAUAUUACUGAUGCAGUAGACAGAAGAUGUGGGUUCAAAGUUCACCAAGGUGGCAGUCUUUUCACCCAGUUUAAAAUUAUAAUAGGGUGUAUAAUUGUUAUCUUACCAGACCAGUGUUCCCGAAGUCUCAGAAGAAUGCCAUUGAAUUUUGUUGAUGGAAAGAAAUGUGUACUGAAAGAAAAAAAGAUGUUCAACAUUAUGUAUAGUAUUAUUAAUUAAUUGUAACAAAUUAUUUCUAAAAUUGCUUUGUUUUUAUUUCCACUUAAGAAUGAUAUGGGAAUAAACUCUACUGACAAAAGAUACAAGUGUGCACAGCAUGUGGCAGACCUGCUACUCUGGGGUCAUUACAUUUUGUAAACAAAAGUUUAGGACAUUGAAUAUGUACAAAAAAAGUGUUGUUUCAUAUUCAUUCAGUAUAAAGUAAAAACAAAUCAUGCGGAUUGGUACUGUUAUUGACUGACAUGUCUGCUAAAUUAAUUGUAAACACUGUUACUGUGUUACACCAUCAAUAAAAUGUUUGAAGGGUUUUUUGAGAAAGUCUAAAUAAAGGUUAAAAAUUUAUCAUA
Molecule: messenger RNA, 6658 nt
Organism: Zootermopsis nevadensis
Lineage: Eukaryota; Metazoa; Arthropoda; Insecta; Blattodea; Termopsidae
Source: RefSeq, a predicted model, not a curated record